Messenger RNA from Bursaphelenchus okinawaensis, 3433 nucleotides. The record is from the annotation of a GenBank genome assembly. Lineage: Eukaryota; Metazoa; Nematoda; Chromadorea; Rhabditida; Aphelenchoididae.
AUGGGCGCUGAAGAAGCAGAUGACAUUAUGGUUGAGACUCAGCCCCGCGGCCAAACCCGCACCGACUCCAACCUGUCGGCCUCGAGUCUACCUGACGACCGUAAGAUUUUGAAUUUUAGUGUUAAAUAUCACUAUAACUUACAUUUCUCACAUUUUUUAAUUUAAAAAUUUUUUUUAAAUCAGAGUAAUCAAGUUGAUACAAAAAGAAUGGCGCGUAAUAACGUUUUUUGGCAUAAUCAUGUCAAUAAUAGCUCAAAAUACAUGUUUUUAUAAUAGAUUUACAGAGCACAAGUUGUUUCCUCGUAUUUUACACAUAUGUCAUCAGAUACAUGUAUAAAAUAGAUAUUGUCAUAACAACUUUUGAGAAAACAUUCUAACGUCAACUUUUGGAAAAUUAAAGAACAAAAACCAGUUCAAAACAGCUUUUUGUAGUUUAUUUUUUGUCACAGUUACUAUGUUUCUUACUUCUUGGCCGUUCGGCUCCCAUGACACCAGCCCCCCCAACAUAACUCCUUUUGCAUAAGCAUCAACCAAACAACUGGUUGGAGACUUUUUUUGUGACAGUUGACACUGUUUUAUAUACUUUAAUUAAUAUUAAGUGGUUCAAAUAAUUCGGCGCCUUCUAACCUUGCAAAUUUGCUUUGAUAAAGGCUCAGAAUUAUUUAAACAACUUAAUAUUUAGCUUACAUUUUAAAAUUUAAACCAAAUAUGUAUUGGGAUGCUAUAUCUUCUCAUUUUCAGCAGCAAACAUCAUUGAGUUAAAACCAGACGAUCAGCAAGGUUAUUCAGGCCUAUUAUGUCUACUGCAAUGUCUGAAUACCACCAUAUCGGGUGGUUCGGUUAAAGCAAUAUCAGAUGACGAAAGGACAGCUAUUUUGGCCGAUUUAUGGUACGUUUUAACUAUCUUUAAUCAUUGUUCAUUUAAAUUUACAAAUUCUUAUUUCUUUUUUUUAAACGGCCUUUUUUUGCGGGCUUUCCGCACCAUUUUCUAGCUCUUGGCUUUGUGUUUUACCUAAAAAAUAAAACAUUUUUAAAAUAAAGGACGGAAAUUUCACAAAUAUCAUAUUCUUGCUUAGUUUCGAUGACUUCCAAGGCUAGAAAACGCAAAAAUGUAAUAAAGAAGAAAAGGUACCGUAUAUAUGUUUAUGUCUUUACACUUAUAGUUUACUUUUUUAAGGUUUUAACUCUUAUAAACUAAUAUAUUUUAUGUUUAGCACAAAUUCACCCAAAGAACGAUCAUUAGUCCGUCAAAGUAUCUUUCCAAAUAUGCCUCCGACCAUCAUAUUUUACAAAAGGGAGUCCAAAGUCGCUGAUUGUAAGUUUUUCUCGUUAAUAUUGUUGUUAUUUUAGGUUCUUUGAUGGUUUUUGGACUUUAUGAUAAAGUGAAGGGUUUAAAAGUAUUAGUAUAUGAUUCAGAAGCUGAAAAUACAUCUUAGUAUAGUUUUUUGACUCAUUUUUAUUUAGUUGUGGUAAAGAAACCUCCAGCUCGAUAUAAGACAACAUUCAAAUGGUGUCAGACCAGUUUACUGCCAAAUUUAAUGAAAAGAACAUUGAGAUCAAGUCACUACGAGUUGGUACCUGAAGACGGUGAUUGGAGAGGGUAUUGGGGGAAGCAUUUACACAGUUUUCAAUAUAGGACAUUAACCUAUUGGCAAAAAGUAAGUUUGCUCUGGGGAAAUAGUUGAUAUCAACUUUAUUUUAACGUUAGCAACGUUUAUUUUUGUAUGAUUACAAAGUUAUGUUGUUUUAAAGGUAAGAUAAUACGUCUUAAAACCUACAGAGUAUGUUAAAGGUUAACUUUUCUGUAUUUCAGGUUAACCACUAUCCAGGAGACUUUCAUUUAGGUCGCAAAGACCGUUUAUGGCUUCACUUAGCGGAUUUGUCUAAACAAUUUGAUGGAUUUGAUAUUAUGCCUCACACCUAUGUCUUGCCACGUGAUUUUCUAGCGCUCAGGGAAUACUUGAAAUCGAAUAAAAAGCAUGUUAUACUCAAACCGGUAAGACUCCACAGUUUAUUUUUGUAAUUUAGAUAAAGAUAAAAUAAUGUUAAUGAAAAGAUGCUUUUCGAGUUAAUCAAAGACUUAUUUUUUAUCUUUUUAGCCAGCAUCUGCUCGAGGACGAGGUAUUCAAAUAGUCUCUAAAAUCGAAGAAGUCCCAACCGACGCUCCACUAAUAGCUCAACAUUACAUUGAAUCUCCAUUGGUCAUGAACGGGUCCAAGUUUGAUCUUCGUAUCUAUGUCUACGUAUCAUCUCUUGACCCACUGAAGAUCUACAUUUACGAAGAUGGGCUAGCUAGGUUUGCCAGUGUUCCAUAUUGUCAUGAACAAUCCUAUAACAACCAAUACAUGCACCUGACAAACUUUUCCAUUAAUAAGUUUGCUGAGAAGAAUGGCGUGACAAACGGAGCCGUGGAAUUGAAGUGGAAGUUAAGCAGGUUCUGGAAGUUCGUCAAAGACAAUGGCAGAGACCCAGAAGAGCUGUGGGGGAAGAUCAGGGAUGUGUCGGUUAGGGCUGUCAUAUCUUGUGUGGAGAGUAUCAGGAAGCAACAGAAUGUGUAUUGUCAGUAUCCGUUCUUGAAGUAAGUUUAUAUUUAUAACAUAUUUGAUACUUAACCUUUAAAUAUUACUGUUUUUGAAAGUUUAAAGUCAGCUUUUGUUGACUUUUUAGUGAUAUAACAAUUAAAAUGUAAACAAAUGCAAAAUUUAAUCUAAAAUCAUUAUUUUAGUCGAGAACUCUUUGGAAUGGACAUUCUAAUCGACUCAGAUUACAAACCCUGGAUUCUGGAGAUGAAUAUUUCACCGUCGAUGCAAGCAGCGACUUCAGAAGACGUUGUAGUCAAAGCUCCUUUGAUUGCCGAUCUGAUGAAUAUGUGGAGGAUGGAGUUUGUAGCUGGUAAUGAUGUAGAGGAGCUUGAUCUCAGCUAUCGGUCAAAGCCUUUGAUUGAACACAAAACAAAGAUUCACUUCUACAAGGAAUCAGAAAUGAUGGAGUUUUAUCACAAAACAGGUGUAAGAAUUUUGUAAUUUUUCAAAUUUUCAAAAAAAUCGAAAUUUAGAUAAAAAUUGCAAAAGAUUUUGACGUCGAACUAAACUCAUCUUUUCAGAAGAUCUCUCCCUGCAUACUAACCGAACUCACGGACGCUGAUCUACGCAUUUUAAUCGAAUUCGAAGAGGAAUUCAAUUUGCGCGGCGAGUUUGAUCUCAUUUAUCCUCACGAAAACACUAUCGCCACCUACCUCAAAUGCAACGAACCAACUUACGCCACUUUACUGUUAACCGCAUGGAUAUGUUUGUCGACGGAAGAGCGUGCCAAAGGUCUUCAGAGACUUCAGAAGUUGGCUGGGGCGGGUGCUCACCUAGCUCAAAUACGGGUCGAAAACGAGGAAAAAGAAGAGGACUCCAGCACUAAAACCACCGAUUCUGGGUCAUUGUAG